UUCAUUCGGCAUUUGAUGCUCGGCCAGUGGGCUUCACUACCUCUGAUAGAAUAAUACUCUGAGAUUCCAACAUGUGGGUGCAGAGAUUUUUAAGUCGUUCCGCGGGACAACUGAAGACCUUUAGCCGCCAAAUCAGUGCGAGGAUUGUAAAUGAAACUAAUAUAGAAGUUCUGGAAGAGAGUGAUCGUAAACCCCUGACUUUUCCCGGUGUUUGGCUGCGUGACAAUUGUUUGUGCGAAGACUGCUUCCAUGGCAGCUCCAAAUCCCGUAAGUUGGACUGGGAUAACUUUGAUACCCGGAUACGACCAGAGGCUCUAGAGGCAAAUGAGGUCACCAAGGAGUUAAAGGUGAAGUGGAGUGACUCCCACGAGAGCAGCUUCUCCCUGCACUGGCUAAAGGAGCGCAGUUUCCAAGAAGAGAGACAAAAGGAGUACCUGCGCGAAUUCUACAGACCCGCGACGAAACACUGGUCGGGUGCUGAGUUCCAGGAGAUUGCCCAGCAUUUUAUCUACGAGGAGGUGAUGUCCCAGGACUCCGUGCUGAUGCAGUGGCUCCAAGCCCUGGCCGUUUAUGGAGUGGCCCUGCUGCGGAAUGCCCCACUGGAUGAGGGGGUGGUUCGGCGGCUGGCGGAACGGGUGGGCUUCAUCCGGCGCACCACCUACGGUGAGGAAUUCGUGGUGCAGGCUAAGCCUGGGGCCCAGAACUUCGCCUAUCUCUCCCUGCCCCUGCCCCUCCACACGGAUCUGCCCUACUAUGAGUACAAACCGAGUGUCAACAUCCUGCACUGCGUCGUCCAGACGGAUUCGCCGGGGGGCAGCAACAUGCUGGUGGAUGGCUUCCACAUCGCCGACAUCCUGCGACGCGAUCAUCCCGAGGACUUCGAGCGUCUGUGCCGCGUGGUCGUCGACUGGAACGACAUCGGCAGCGAGGACGGAAGGGAGUUCCACAACAUCUGGCGGGCACCGGUCAUAUGCCUGGACGCCGAGGGGCGGUACACGCGGGUGAACCACAGCGUUCCGCAGCGGGACAGCCAGUUCAACGUACCCUUGGAGGAGGUCCUUCCCUGGUACGAGUCCUACGCCCGCUUCGUCCGCCUGGCGAUCGCCGACAGCCACGCCUUCAAGACCCGACCCGGCGACGUCCUGACCUUCAACAACAUCCGGCUGCUCCAUGGGCGAACUGGAUACGACGACUCCGAGCAGAAUCCCCGCUACAUUGUGGGCGCCUAUCUCGACUGGGACAUCAUCUACUCGCGUCUAAGGGUGCUGAAAAAACGCCUUGGGGGUGGGAAUAUUUAAAGGGGGGUACCAAUAAAAGCCAACGCAAGAUGCCAUA
Drosophila suzukii is the source of this 1335-nucleotide messenger RNA. RefSeq names its product gamma-butyrobetaine dioxygenase. Gene Ontology annotation, biological process: carnitine biosynthetic process. Lineage: Eukaryota; Metazoa; Arthropoda; Insecta; Diptera; Drosophilidae. Gene Ontology annotation, molecular function: oxidoreductase activity. Gene Ontology annotation, cellular component: mitochondrion. The record is from RefSeq and is a predicted model, not a curated record.